AUGUCCAGUGAGGCACCCUCCUCCGGCCCCAGGUCGCGGGCCCCGGACGGGUCCCACUUCCCCGGGCCACCCAUGGCGAUGGACCAAUCUUCCAUGGCCCCGGGCGAGGCGCCCCCCGCCGGCUUCCCUCCUCCGCAGGCCCACGGCGCCAUGCCCCCCUCGGCGCACCACGUCAUGCACCACUCGACACACCAUGGGCCGCCGCAGGGCGUCUCCGCGGCAGCCGCCGCCGCCGCCGCCGCCCACAUGGUCGGCCAGGGCUACCUGGGCGCGCCGAUGGCGUCCGGCGCCAUGGUCGGCACCCUGGCCGGCACCAGCCCCGGGCAGCUUCCCCCCCCGGAGCAGCUAUCCUUCCAGCAGCUGUCGCUGCUGCAGUCGCAGCUCGGCCUCGCCGCCCUGACUGCCAGCUACGGAUCCUACGCCGGGAUGAUGCCGCCCACCGCCGCCCUGGCGGCCACCUCCCUGCUGAUGGGGUCGCCCUUUUCCUCGGUCGGCAUGUCCACCCCCUCGCCGCAUGGGUUCCUGGCCGCCGGGGCCCCGGGCGGCCCCGGUAGCCCGGUGCCCGGCAUGUCCGCCCCCGGCACCGUGCUCUCCCCGGAGGCGGCCAUGGUGGCCGGCGCGCAGUUUUUCCCGAUCGCCGCGCUUCAGCCCCAUACGUCCAUGAUGGGUAGUGCCCUCCCGAUCAACACGAACCCCUCUCCGACCGUGUCUUCGCCUCCCCUGGCCACCCUCUCGCGCCGGCCCUCAACCGCUCCAAUCCCCCCACGGCCUGGUGUCCUGGCCGCGUCGCAGCUCGGCUCGACGCCGACCGAGCCACUUGGCUUCAGUGCCGAGGCCAAUCCCGAUGGCUCGCCCCUCGGCGACCCGCCCGGCCGCGGCGCCGGCCGCGCCACCACCAGCACCCGCCGCAUCGCCUCCACCACGAACGGCUUUUACAAGGGCCCAUGGCUGCCUGAUCAUGCCUGGACCCUGGAGGACGAUGCCAAGCUGCACAAGCUCCACGCCACAUAUGGCAACCGCUGGGCCACCAUCGCCAAGCACUUCCCCGGCCGCACGGACAACGCCGUCAAGAACCGGUGGAACUCCAGCAUGCGCCGGCAGCGCCCGCGUCUGGGCCUGGCCGCGCGCACCGGCGACACCGGCGGCGCCGACGACACCCCGACCAGCGCGGCCAGCACCCCGGGCCCCUCGGACUCGGCAUCCGAGCCGACGACCGGCACCUCCAGCCCGGCGGCCACCACCCCGGCGGCCACCGCCGCUGUCACCACCGCCACAGGCAGCACGGGCCCCACCAAGGGCCGGCGCCGGGCCACGGCCCGGACCCGCGUCUCCAGCAUCACCCCGCCCCAGGGUGAUGCCGAGCAUGCGGCCGAGCAUGCCCGGCCGGCGGCCCCCUCGCGGCGCCAGCAGGCCACGUCGGCCUCGGCGGCCGCGGCCGCCGCCGCGGCCGCAGCCUCCCCCGGCGAUGAGGGCUCCGACGAUCGCAAUGGCUCCGACGACGGCGAUGAUGAUGAUGACGAUGGCGACGAUGGUGACAUGGCUCUCGGUCCCAGUGGACGGGCCAGCCACCUGGCGCAGGAGGCCCCGGCUUCGCCGACCCGCCGGCGUGCAUCCGCCCCUUCGGAUGCCGGGGACCUCGAUGGCCCUCACGGGGGGGGGGCCUCCUACAUCGCCGAGGCCCCGUCGACUCCGCAGUCGGCCAAGCGCACGCGUCGCGGCCCCGGGGCCCCGGCCACCAAUCUGGGCGACGUGUCCCCCCGGUCGCCCUCGACUCCCCGGACCCCGGGCGCGGCCCAAUUGUGGGACGCCACCGAGGACUUCUUCACCGAGCACAAGGACAUCCUCACGCCGUCCAAGCGCUCGCGCGUGCUCUUCCCGGUGGCGGACAAGCAUGCCGGUGGCCGUCCUGGCGGCGGGCCGGCCGACCCGGCGGCUGCCGAGCCGCUUGCCCCCCCGGAGCAGCCGGCCGCCGGCUCGAUGCAGCGGGCGCGGUCCCGGACCGGCGGCCGUGCCACCGUGGGCAUGGGCUCCGCGUCGGCCGAGCAGCAGGGCGAGUCCCUUGUCGGUGGCCAGCCAGCCGGGCCGACCGCCAGCCGGGCCGGCGGUGCCGGCAGCGCCGGCCUGUCCAGCUUCGACCAGCGCACACAUCGCCUUCUCCAGCCAUCGCGCUCGGGCAGUGGGGUGACAUCCUCCACCGGUGACCCGGCCGGCGAUGACCCCUUCGGGCAUCUUGCCGCGGCGGCGGUCGUCACGCGUGGCCCCCCCCCGGUGGAUGGUGGCGUUGCCCCGGCCACGGUGUAUCCCGGGCCGUCGGCUGCGCAUGCGGCGGCGGCCGCGGCGGCGGCCACCGCCCGCGCGGCCACCGCUUCCGCCUCCACCUGGGGGAAUGAGCCCACCGCCGGCGGUGGCGGCCCUGCUGGCAGCCAGGACCCCGGCUUCCAGGCUGGCGCCCACCAUGGGCGACAUGGCGGGGCAGCGGCCGCCGACGCGCCGGCGGCCACGGCGCGCUCGCCGCCCGUCGGCCUGGCCGGCGGCUCGCCGCUGACCCUCUCCUCGGCCCUGCUGAGUCCGCUGCAGCAUCUGCACAAUCCCCCGCACCAUCCCUCGCACCCGGCCCAGUGCAACCUCUCGCUGCUGGGCAUGGACCAGCGGUCGCUCGUCAGCGGGGGGCACUUCCUCUCGGGACGCAUGUUUGCCACCUCCUAUCUGGACCAUGACUUCCUUUCGCCGGCGUCCCUGUCGUCGCUGUACGAUUCGGAGACCAUCAGCCGGUCCGGCGAGGAGAAUGCCCUUUUGGGUGGCACCGGCGGGGCCGACGGGCCCCGGCGCCCUGCCGGCGCCCGCAUGCCGGCCCCCAAUGCCGUGGCCUUCCUGCCAGAUGCGGCCGGCCCCGGGGGCGGGUCCUCGGGCGGUGUGUCCUCGGCCGCGGGUGGCGUCGGGGCCUCGACCAAUGCCUCCUCGGCUCUUGGCCUGGGCCAGCCGCACCCGCUGCUUGGGACCCCGCUGCCCACCAAGCUCGAGCAGCAGCACCUGCAUGCUGGCAGCCUGACCCCCAGUGUGCCGAUCUCCUCGACCGGGGCCAACCUGACGCCCCUGCUGACGCAUACGCCGAAUGCCGCGGGGCAUUUGCACCUCGGGCCCAUGGCCUCGCCUACUCUGUCCAUCAGCUCCCCGCUGCCGGGCGGCGGGCUCGGGGCCCCGCUGGCCGCCUCCGGCACCGGGGGCAUCCUUGGCGCCGGCGCCGGCAUCCACACCCUGGACUUCUACCGCAGUGCCUUGACUUCCUCGCCGAUGUUCCUCGCUCGGACCCCGCUGCUCAUGGGCCCGAGCGUCGCCUCGCCCGCCGCCGUGGCCGAUGGCGGUCUGGAUGGCCGGCGUGGGUCCGGGGCUUCGGCCAGUGCGGCGGCGGCGGCGGCGGCGGCGGCAGCAGCUGCCGUGGCCGCGGCCGCGUCUUUGGCCGCCGCGGCUGCUUCCAGUUCCUCCGGCGCCCGGGCACAGGACUCGAUGUCCGAUGGGUUGCCGAUGCCGCCGCUGACGCCGGUGCCAUCGGUGGCCAAGGGGGGCCAUGCGCUGCCGGCUGGUGGGACUGAUGCCACCAGCAGCAUGAUGAUGAACACCCCGGGCGAUGGAAACAUCGUGUCGCCGGGCGUGGCCGGUGCUGCUGGCCUGGACUUUUUCGACUUCGCCGGGACAAUGGCCUCGUCCGAGGCCGGGGCCAGCACCCCGAAGCCGGCCAUCGCCGCCGGGGAGGAGCCCAUCUCGGCGCCCGAGGACCAGGCUGUCACGCCGAAGGCCGGUGUACCGCUCUCCUCGAGCUCCUCCGGGUCUGCUUCGCUGUCCUCGGGGCCGGGAUCCCUGGAGGACCUGGCGCUCACCCCUCGGUCGUCUUCUUCCGGCCAGCCGACGCGGGUGGACCUGUCCCCCUCCUCGCCGGGGGCUGGCCAGCAGCAGCAGCAGCAGCAGCAGCAGCAGCAGCAGCAGCACCGUUCGGACAGCGGCGUCGGGUCACUGUCGUCCACCAUGACCCAGCUGCAUGGGUCCUUCCUGUCGCGCCCGAGCCGGGGCUCUUCGGCCACGGCCGGCGCCGACGCGACGACCCCCAGGGCCGGCGCCGCCACCACCAUCCUCGAGGCCACCAGUCUGCUGAUGGCCGGUGAGGCUGUCAACGAGGCGGACGUCAGUGCCAGCAUCCGGCUGCUGCUGGGCACCGGGGAGCCGGUGUCUCGGCCGCAUGCGGGCUCGUUGGCCGCGGCCGACCGCACCUCGGCCAAUGCCGAUACCGAUGCCGACACCCCCGGUGUCGAUGGCGAUGGCGCCGGCGACACCGGCCAUCUUGGCGAGUUGGGCUUUUCCACGCCGACGGCCGGCCGGCCGGAUCGUCAGGCGGCCGCCGCCCUGGCCGGGGCGACCCCCGGGUCGCCGGGUCCCGGCCCUUCGCAUUGGCCUGGGCUGAUGGUGUCGCCCGGGCCGGCCGGUGCCUCGGCGGCCGCCACCGCGGCGGGCGACUCCUUUUCGGCCCUGCAUCUGCUGGGCUACCACCCGGGCGGCCUGUCUUUCUCAAGCUCCCCGCUGGCCGGCGAGCCACCGGGGCUGGUCCUGUCGCCGGGCGGCGGCGGACGUCCGGGGACCGGGCUCGGCCGGGGUGCCGGCAUUUUCGAUCACCACCGGGAUUUCGCCAGCGGAAGUGGCCUGCCAGCCGCCGGGAUUGCCGGCACCGGGCCCGGCAUGAACGGCGGCGGGGAGGGGUCCUCCGACAAGCUGGAGCUUCCCCAAUCGUCGCCCUUCCCCGCGCUCGGGGGCGGGCUGGACUUCUUCCGGCACCAGGCCACCCCGGACCCGGCGGCCUUCUCCGGCGGGGACCCAUCCGUCGCCACGGGCCCCGCCGCCAGCCGGUCCCCGGCUCGGGGUGGGCUCUUUGCGCCGACCGGCGCCGAGCAGCCCCUGGCCAGCCUGGUGUCGCCGAUUUCCCGCGGCGGUCCCCGUCCGCUGCUGUUGGCCACGGGUGCCGCCGGUGCCGGGGUCGAGGUGUCUCCGCCCGAGUCGCGGUCUCUCGACCUGUUGGCGGCCACCAGCGACGUCGAUGAUGAGGACGGGGCCAGCGGCAUCGGGAGCAGCGGCCCCUCGGCCACCGCCAUCACGACCCCCUGUCAGCAGCAGGUCCGCCGGCGACCGCCGAGUGCCAGUGCCAAGCUCCUGGCCCUGGCCGGGGACCCGAGCAUGGCCGCGGCCGAGGAAUCUGCCGCCGGCGAAUUGCCCUACUUCGAUCAAUUGUACCUGACCCCGGGAGCCGCCGCCAGCAAUGGCGGCGGUGCCUCUCUGGCCGCCCCCCCCUCGGCAGCGCAGUUGUUGUUGGUGGAUUCGUUGGCUGGCGAUGGCAUCCCCCCCCCCGCGGCCGGGUCAUCCUCUCGCCUGGCGGCACGCGCCGGUCGGCGGCCGUCCACCGCCACCACCUCGCGCGCGAUGCCGGCCGAGCACGCGCCCCCCGGCACCGAGCAGCCGGCCGGCACCACCAGCAUGGCCGACCUCGCCGAUGUCAAGGACCUCUUCGAUGAGGGGGACCUCUCCGCCCAGGCGGCCUUUCUAGAUGGUGAUGGUGGCUUCGGCCCCGGCGGCAGUCGGCCGUCCACCGGCGGCGAGGCCGCUAGAGCCCUUUCCGGGCCGGCCUGAGGCCACAUCCGCCUUCCUUCCUUCCUUCCUUCCGCGCCCCCUCCUCUCCCCUUUUCUCCCUUCCUUUUUCUACUGUGCUCACCCAUGUGUAUCGUGUUUGUGAAUAUACGUGCAUAUAUGUGCGGCGUGCCGAUCGACUGCACAUCAUCUAC
Fonticula alba is the source of this 5819-nucleotide messenger RNA. RefSeq lists its product as hypothetical. Lineage: Eukaryota; Rotosphaerida; Fonticulaceae. Gene Ontology annotation, cellular component: nucleus. Gene Ontology annotation, biological process: regulation of DNA-templated transcription. The transcript is spliced from 4 exons. The record is from RefSeq and is a predicted model, not a curated record. Gene Ontology annotation, molecular function: RNA polymerase II cis-regulatory region sequence-specific DNA binding; DNA-binding transcription factor activity, RNA polymerase II-specific. The coding region runs from base 1 to 5667 and encodes 1888 amino acids.